ACCGACAGAGCCACUGAGCUCUGGUUCUUCAAUGUUUGCCUCCUCUCGCAGCGACGUCUCCGUCGUGCGUCUAUCAUAAUUUUCGUUCAAGCAGGAGGAGAUUUCGACUCCGAGUUCUCGAGUGUCCAGUUGUUUGCUGUUUUUUUCCCUCCGGUUCCAACGAAUGGCGACGACAGAGCAGAGCCGGAGGAGGAGACUGCUGUAGUGGGUGAAAGAAUCAUCCAUCAAAUUCGUCUAUUGGGGCUUCGUUGUUAGGGGCAAACGCGUCGCAGCCAUGACGCGCUGGGCUGCAUCCAGCCCAAAGCUGCGUAUCGCGCUUUGCCAUCCCGAUCUUGGAAUAGGUGGAGCUGAGAGAUUGGUCGUAGAUGCCGCGAUGGAACUGAAAAAGAGAGGGCAUGAAGUUCUUAUUUUUACUGCUCAUCAUGAUCGGCAACACUGCUUCGAGGAAACCCUGGGAGGAGAUUUGCCAGUCGUUGUAUACGGGGACUUCUUACCCAGAAGUAUAUUCAACAGGCUGCAUGCUGUUUGCGCUUAUAUUCGAUGUCUCUACGUCGCUUUUUGUAUGGUCCUCUUUUGGCAUACAUUUGAUGUGGUCUUUGUAGACCAAGUAUCUGCUGUCAUCCCCGUCUUUAGGAUGAAAUCGUCGUCCAAGAUACUUUUCUACUGUCACUUUCCGGAUAUGUUACUAGCGCAGCACACGACAACGUUGAGAAAACUUUACAGAAAGCCCCUAGAUUGGCUUGAAGAGACCACCACUGGAAAGGCGGAUCUUGUGCUUGUAAAUAGUGAGUUCACGGCAUCAACGUUUGCAGAAACAUUCAAAACUCUCAACAAAUAUGGCAUGAGACCAUCUGUUCUCUACCCAGCAGUUGAUAUCGACCAGUUCUACACUCAAAAGAAACCAUGUACCAACGGACCAUUUUUUCUGUCUAUCAAUAGGUUCGAGCGCAAGAAGAAUAUUGGUCUAGCGAUUUCAUCAUUUGCUGCUGUAAGAAGGGAACUGGCAACGGUUCGAGUUGAUGAGAAGUGUGAAAUUGCUGCAUCCGUGGAUGUGAGGCUGGUGAUUGCAGGUGGCUACGAUGAUAGGCUUGCUGAAAAUCGUGAGUACUUGCAAGAGCUGAAGACUUUAGUCUCCGAUGAAGGAAUUUCAGGCUUCGUGGACUUUGAGCCAUCGUGUUCAACUGCAAGGAAGAACGAGUUACUUGCUUCUUGUAUUGCCGUCAUUUACACUCCCAUGAAGGAGCACUUCGGUAUAGUUCCGUUGGAAGCUAUGGGCGCCGCAAAGCCAGUCAUUGCCUGCAACAGUGGUGGUCCUAAGGAAAGUGUGGAACAUUCAGUCACUGGGUUUCUUUGUGAAAAUUCUGCUCGCAGUUUUGCUUCUGCUAUGCUUGUGUUUUUCCGGGAGCCUAGUAGAGCAGAAUUGAUGGGUGUUGCAGCAAGAAAGCACGUUGAAACAAAAUUUUCGAGAACUGUUUUCGGUGAGAAUCUUAACAAUUACAUUUCAGAACUCCUGAUCAGCUCCAGGCGGUCAGCCAAACAGGGAAUUGAGAUGUCUAGAAUUUAGAUAUUAAUCUUAGGCUCCACAGCUGUCAGAGAUGUAUAUUUUUAUACAAGCAUGUCAUCCCAUCAUACUGAUGGUAGUUACAAAUAUAAAAAGGAAAUCCCAGUCCAUUUUCAUCC
Marchantia polymorpha subsp. ruderalis is the source of this 1680-nucleotide messenger RNA. The record is from the annotation of a GenBank genome assembly. NCBI's taxonomy places the organism in Eukaryota, Viridiplantae, Streptophyta, Marchantiopsida, Marchantiales, Marchantiaceae.